Molecule: messenger RNA, 1899 nt
Organism: Protopterus annectens (West African lungfish)
Lineage: Eukaryota; Metazoa; Chordata; Ceratodontiformes; Protopteridae
Gene: FAM76B
Product: family with sequence similarity 76 member B
Source: RefSeq, a predicted model, not a curated record
UUUGUUUCGUUCUGUUUGUAUCCGGUUUGUGUUUUUACGAAGUGACGCCGCGGAACCCAAAAAAAAGAAAAUAAGGGAUCUUGAGUGCGCGUUUGUUUGUGUUUCUAAUAACCAAAACACUCCGGAGUAGUACUUUGAUUUUUGUUUCUAUCUGCUGGUUUACUUUCUGGAUUAAUUUUAGUCUUGGAGUCGUUGUUUGUCAGUGGCGCCUAUUUUGUUAUUCUAUUGAAGUCUUUUGUUUUGAGGAAGGGUACUGUGUUUCAAGUUUUGAUUUUGGAGGAUAAGAGAAUGGCUUCGGCACUGUAUGCGUGUACUAAAUGUAAUCAGCGUUUCCCUUUUGAGGAGCUUUCCCAGGGGCAGCAGCUGUGUAAGGAAUGUCGGAUAGCACAUCCCAUCGUUAAGUGUACGUACUGCAGAUCAGAAUUCCAGCAAGAAAGCAAAACAAAUACAAUUUGCAAGAAGUGUGCCCAGAAUGUGAAGCAGUAUGGAACACCUAAGCCGUGCCAGUACUGUAAUAUAAUUGCAGCAUUUAUUGGUAACAAGUGUCAGCGCUGCACAAAUUCUGAGAAGAAAUAUGGUCCUCCACAGACCUGUGAACAGUGCAAGCAGCAGUGUGCUUUUGAUCGCAAAGAAGAAGGACGAAGAAAGGUUGAUGGAAAAUUGUUAUGCUGGUUGUGUACACUGUCCUUCAAGAGAGUUCUGCAGAAAACUAAAGAGCAACAAAGUUUGGGUUCCACACAUUCAAAUUCCUCGUCAUCACUUACAGAGAAGGAUCACCAUCAUUCAAAACACCACCACCACCACCGUCAUCACCACCACCAUCAUCACCACCACAACAGCAGUAGUAGCAGCCACCACAGCAGCAGCAGCCACCACAAGAUCACUUUGAGUAGUCUGAGCCCAGAACAAGAUCAGGGACUGUGGAAGCCAAGCAGUUCAGUCAGUCAGUCAGUGGACAGUGGUGGGACAGACAAUUUUGUACUCAUAUCACAGUUGAAGGAGGAAGUUUUGUCGUUAAAACGGCUGGUGCAGCAGCGGGAUCAAACAAUAUUAGAAAAAGAUAAAAAGCUUACAGAGCUGAAAGCAGACUUUCAAUACCAGGAGAAUAAUUUAAGAACAAAAAUGAAUGGCAUGGAAAAGGCACAUAAGGAAUCAAUGGAGCAACUGCAGGCAAAAAAUCGUGAUCUUCUGAAGCAAGUUGCAGCACUGUCAAAGGGUAAAAAGUUUGACAAGAGUGGAAGUUUACUGUUGUCCCUUUGAAGAUGUACUCCAUGAAAAACACAUUCGUUAUCAAAGUGGAAGCUGUUUUGGAUCAUUUUAUAUGCAGCACUGAAGCCGUUAAAUUCGAUCUUCUAAAGGAAUGCCAUACCAGAUGAUUAUCAGUUUUUCAUUGUUUCCCAGAAACAAUAUGCAGCAGGUUUCUAGGUUUCAGGAGGUAGAAAAUAUGUACUUCAGCUGGUUUGAAGAAAUGUAGGUUACAGUAACUUUUUAAGAUUUGGAUGACAACUCUUUGUUUUACCAAUUAUAGUAUCAUAGUCUUGUACUCAGGAAUGCUACAGUAUAGUGGAAAGUUGGCUGUUUUGCACUCUGCAAAAUGAAUAUUGUACAGAGUAGAAAGAGCUGCAGCUGAAACUUUCUGUGUUGGUGUUCAAAUUAUUAUGAUAAAGGCCCAGUGCAAUCUGUUUUUAACAUUUUUAACUUAAUUGUGUAGUUGGGGAAAGUGAAUUUUUUUAAAUUCUAUCCUCCUGUUUUAUUAAAAAUGCUAACUGAAGCAUUGUAAAAUACAGUGUUGAAGGUAAUGAAGAUUUGCUUAAUACAUUUGUGGCAUACGAGUAUACACAGUUUCUGGCACCACUGAUAAAAUUUCAAAUAUAUGGUAUUAAUUUUGUAUACCCUGUU